CAGCCAGCCCAGCCCAGCGUGUUGCUAGUAUCUUUUGACAGAUUUCGAUGGGAUUGUAUUUAUUAAGUCUCAACUCCCAGUUUUCACCAUGCCAUGGAGAAUGGUGUUCAUGUCAAAAAGGUCACUAAUGUGUUUUUAUCCUAAUCAUCAUACAGUGGUAACUGGUCUCUAUGCAGAAAGACACAGUAUAAUUGCUAAUGAGAUGUAUGAUCCUAUCCUGAAUAAACUUUUUUCUCUGAACAAAACAGAUAUCCAUAACUCCAAGUUCUGAGAAGAAGCCAACCCAAUAUGGAUAAUGAACCAGGGGGGAGGACAUAAAACUGGAGCAGCUAUGUGGCCUGGAACAGAUGUGAAAAUACAUGGAGUCUUUCCUACAUAUUAUAUGCCCUACAAUUAAUCUGUUUCUUUUGGAGACGCAGUUGCUAGGCUUAUUGACUGGUUUACAUCAGAAGAACCCAUAAACUUUGGUCUCCUAUAUUGGGAACAACCUGAUGAGAUAGGCCAUAUUCUGGGCCCAGAAAACCCACUUAUGGGACUGAUAAUUAGCAAUAUUGACAAAAAGCUGGGAUAUCUUAUGUCUGAACUGAAGAAAGCAAAGCUGUGGCAUGUGAUAAAUGUCAUAAUCACAAGUGAUCAUGGAAUGUCAUAGUCCUCCGUGGAAAUGCUCAUUGAGCUUGAUCAGUACAUAGAGCUCUACAAAGUCAUUGACCAUUCUCCUCCAGUAGCUAUUUUGCCAAAAGAAGGCAAACUGGAUGAAGCUCUGGCCGAUGCUCUUCCCAGCGUGACUGUAUAUAAAAAGGAGCAGAUUCCAGAUAGAUUACAUUACAAACACAACAGUAAAACUCAGCCAAUCUUAGCAGUGGCUGAUAAAGGAUGGGAAAUUGUAUAUAAUUAGUCUGACAGUUUUCAAUUUGGUAAUCAUGGAUAUGACAACAUCCUACCAGAAAUGCAUCCAAUUUUUUCAGCAGUUGGGCCUGCUUUCAGAAAGAAUGCCACCAAAGAAGUCACGAAUGCCACAGACUUGUACCACUUACCGUACCAUCUACUUAGUAUUGACCCACUGCCAAACAUUGGUUCAUCCAAUGCUGUGGAAGAUAGACUUGCUGAAGAAGUUCCUGUAGCCUUUGGAGCAGACACCUAUGCUACUGUUCACCCAGCAGAGGGCAAAGACGGGAGCAUCUUGGCUUUAGACGUGCUCUGUCGAACUAAUGAUGUGACUAACAGUACUACUGCAAUGGGGAGGGCUGCUGGCAGACCUAGCAAGGAGCUGCAACAAGCUGACUAA
Messenger RNA from Pelecanus crispus (Dalmatian pelican), 1285 nucleotides. RefSeq names its product ectonucleotide pyrophosphatase/phosphodiesterase family member 5 (gene ENPP5). Lineage: Eukaryota; Metazoa; Chordata; Aves; Pelecaniformes; Pelecanidae. The record is from RefSeq and is a predicted model, not a curated record.